This is a messenger RNA of Scheffersomyces coipomensis, 1524 nucleotides long. It is a transcript of the gene ANT1, whose product is annotated as Ant1p. Bases 119 to 1174 code for a protein of 351 amino acids. Gene Ontology annotation, biological process: transport. Gene Ontology annotation, molecular function: ADP transmembrane transporter activity. NCBI's taxonomy places the organism in Eukaryota, Fungi, Ascomycota, Pichiomycetes, Serinales, Debaryomycetaceae. Gene Ontology annotation, cellular component: membrane. The transcript has a single exon. The record is from RefSeq and is a predicted model, not a curated record.
UCAAAUCAAUUCCAUCUUACACUUAAUCUGUUAUCGUCUUUUUAGUUAUUUAGAGAUAACGCUACCCUAUAUCCGUAGAAGAUCAUAUAAAUCAUAAAUAUUAAUCACAUAGAAGAUCAUGGCUCUUACACCACUUGAAAAGGCUGCUAGUGGAGCAUUAGCUUCAGUCAUUGCCAAUACUUUGGUUUAUCCCUUGGAUUUAAGUAAAACCUUGAUUCAAACUCAAGUUAAAAAGAUUGAUAAGGCAUCAUCAUCAUCUGGUAGUUCUGAUCCUCCAUCUGAUUCUGAUUUAGAUGAAUCAGUUUAUAAACAAAAAUAUAUACCUCAAAAACAUGAAUUAAAAUAUAAGAAUACUCUUGAUGUAUUACAAAAGAUUUAUGCUAAAAAGGGAAUAUUAGGUUGGUAUCAUGGAUUAUUUUCAUCAAUUUUAGGUACUGCUGCUCAAAAUUUUUCAUAUUUUUAUUGGUAUACGAUUGUUAAAAGAGUUUAUGCUAAUUUAUAUAAACAUAUUCCUAAUCAUAAAGCAAAUACCUUAACUGAAUUGUUUCUUGGAGCAUUGGCAGCUGCUAUUUCUCAAUUGUUUACCAUGCCAAUUGGAGUUAUUACAACUCAACAACAAACUGAUAAACAUCAUAAAACAUUAUUUCAAUUAACUAAGGAAGUAUUGGAACAAGAUGGUGUUAGUGGAUUAUGGAGAGGAUUAAGAGUUUCCUUAGUGUUAUGUAUUAAUCCAUCUAUUACUUAUGGAUCAUAUGAAAGAUUUAAACAAAUAUUAUAUGGUAAUAAAGAAUAUCUUGGACCAUUAGAAAGUUUUUCAUUAGGAGUAUUAGCUAAAUCAUUAGCUACAGUGAUUACUCAACCAUUGAUUGUUUCUAAAGCGAUGUUACAAAAGAAGAAGAAUAAUAAUAAGAAUGGUGAUGCCAAUAAGAAAGUACAUGAAGGUGAUGAAGAAGAUGAAGAAGAAGAAGAUAUUACGUUUGAUAAUUUCACGGAUGCCCUUGUUCAUUUAUGGAAGACUGAACAAUUCCAUGGAUUAUAUAAGGGUAUUGCCCCUCAAUUAUUAAAGGGAGUAUUUGUCCAAGGGUUAUUAUUUAUGUUUAAAGAUCAAAUUGAUUUAUCAUUUUUAACAUUAUUAAGUUUACUUAAAGCUAAGAAGGGCUUAAAGAGUCAUUAGGAGAAUUAGGUAGUUGCAUGAGAAAUGAUUUAUCAUAUUAUAUUUAUUUAUUAUUAGUUAAUAGAACAAGUUAGAAUCGAUUGUUGAUUGUUAUGAUUUAUCAAUAUGAAGAGUUGAUAGAUUAAUAGAUAGUUUUUAAUAUUUAAUAAAAUUGUCAUUUAGUAUAUGAAUGAGUAAAGUGUGUUGUGGGUUAAAUCUGUAGAGUGAUGAUUUGAGUUGAGUUGGGAUUAUGGAUAAUGGAUAAUGGAUAAUGGAUAAUGGAUAAUGGAUAAUGGAUAUACUGAUUAUGAAGUGAUAUGUGAUAUCUGAUAAUCCGAUGAAAAAACGGAUAAAGCUAAUCAAGACAAGAU